Molecule: messenger RNA, 1786 nt
Organism: Umbelopsis ramanniana AG
Lineage: Eukaryota; Fungi; Mucoromycota; Umbelopsidomycetes; Umbelopsidales; Umbelopsidaceae
Exons: 10
Coding region: 39-1625 (528 amino acids)
Biological process (GO): maturation of SSU-rRNA from tricistronic rRNA transcript (SSU-rRNA, 5.8S rRNA, LSU-rRNA)
Cellular component (GO): 90S preribosome; small-subunit processome; nucleolus
Molecular function (GO): protein binding
Source: RefSeq, a predicted model, not a curated record
CGUACCCAUAUUGGCUUGAUCUACUUACUCUUUUAAACAUGGCAAGAAAGGACGAGAAGAAUGUCGAGAAGGGACAGGAGAAGAAGCCAAAAAACACAAAAUACACACGAGGAAUACCGGUUGCUUACUCUAACAUAAAAGACAAAAAGCUGAAAUCCAGAAUUAAAAAGACAGAAAGCAGAUUCCAAGAUGCAGCAGAAAAGGCUGAGAAGCUGGAAAUGAUUCUACCCGAGGAGGUCGGUUAUUUGGAAGCCGAAGGAAUGGAGAAGACGUAUAACUUCAGACAAGAGGAAUUGGCAAAGAACGUCGACAUCAACACUUCCAAGAAGAUCUUCAAUCUCGAUCUCAAAGACUUUGGUCCUUACUCUAUCGAUUAUACCCGUAACGGAAGAAACCUAUUGAUUGGAGGCAAAAAGGGUCAUAUUGCUGCGUUCGAUUGGCAAACUGGAAAGUUAGGCUUUGAAUUGCAUGUCAAGGAAACCGUUCGGGAUGUACACUGGCUACACAACGAGACACUACUAGCAGCAGCACAAAAGAAAUAUGUCUACAUUUACGAUAAUAGAGGAUUGGAAAUUCAUCGCUUGAAGAAUCAUAUCGAAGUCAACAAGUUGGACUUCCUUCCUUAUCACUACUUGCUUGCAUCAGUGGGUAAUGCAGGUUAUCUCAAAUAUCAAGAUACCUCAACUGGUCAGCUUGUUGCCGAGCACCGCACAAAGUUGGGUGCAUGCCAUGUUAUGGCUCAAAACCCUCACAACGCUGUCAUGCACUUGGGACACGGAAACGGCACUGUCACCUUAUGGUCGCCCAGCAUGACCACUCCUUUGGUGAAGAUGCUUUGCCAUAAGGGACCUGUGCAGGCUCUGGCAGUGGAUCGUGGCGGUAAUUAUAUGGCAACCUCUGGGUUGGAUGGCCAACUCAAGAUCUGGGAUAUAAGGAAGUACGGAGUUGUACAAGAAUACUACACUCCCACUCCAGCUUCUUCUCUCUCAAUAUCACAGAUGGGACUUUUGGCCGUUGGUUGGGGUCCUCAUGUUUCGAUUUGGAAAGAUGCUUUCAAGACCAAGCAACAGUCGCCAUACAUGGUUCAUCAUCAACCAUCAUCCGCUGUACAUGAUGUACAUUUUGUUCCGUAUGAUGAUGUUCUUGGACUUGGACAUGGAAAGGGCAUUUCCAGUAUGGUUGUGCCAGGUGCUGGAGAACCUAACUAUGACAGUUUGGAGGCCAAUGUGUUCCAGACCAAGAAGCAGAGACAAGAAAUGGAAGUUCAUAGUCUUUUGGAUAAGUUGCAACCUCAUAUGAUUACCCUGGAUCCUACUGUGGUCGGCAAAAUGGAUCGGGCUAGCAAAGAUGUGAUAUCAAAGGAGCGACAGGAGGAAUACGACGAGGCACAUCCCAAGGGGCCAAUCCAACUCCGUAACAAGGCGCGUGGCAAGAACUCCUCCCUUAAAAGAUUCCUUCGCAAGAAGCAACACAACGUUGUUGAUCAAAGAAAGCUUGAUGCCAUGGCCAAGCUUGAAAAGGAGAAGCUCAUUCGGGUUAAGCGAGCACGAGGCGAGGUUGAAGAAGGCGAGAAGCCAUUCACAGCUUUGGACAUCUUUGCUGGCAAGAAAGCAAAGACCAACUAAUUUGUGUUUUGCUAGUUUUUUUGUAACCCAUUGCAUUUAGUCACACCGUUUUUCAUUCCCUCUCAACAACCAUUAGAAAUUGUAUUUGUACAUUAUUCAGUCAUUCCAAAAGAAAAAAAAAAAAGCCAUUGAGAACCAUUUUAAGUACGUCGAUCGGUAUC